UAAAACUGUGACGAUGACAAUUACACUCGUGUAUAGGUGUGGCGUACAGAUUUCUUUGGGAUGUGUUUAGUCACUGCCUGUGUAGUUUGCGUACAGGAACUGUUCCAUUAUUAGCUUGCUUCUGACACUCGACUACUUCAGACAGGCGGCAAUAAUAUAAAGUUUGGAUUUGUUCGCGGAGUUUUUCGGAGUGCGCGUUUAGGGACACAUACCACUUUAUACAGGUGCGAAUCGAACAGCAUUAUUAUAGGUGGGCGACGGACGUGUGUUUUCACCAGCCCUGCGGAAAUACAUUAUAACCUUGAUGAAAACAAGCUCUGCGGGGUAUGUUUAUGCCCACAACUCAGACGGCUUUUGAGUUCCACCGAUGGGUUCGUCUUGCAUGUUUGUUAAUUUCCAACAAUAGUCUGCGCAAGCCGCAAUUUCACGGACGACUUGUGGCACAACACGUCUAUUGGGGAGGAGACCCAGCGUAGUGCACACGGAGGCGGGUUGCUGCAAAUGUAAAAAAUAAACCGUUGUGCUGGUGUUUAAAAAGAAGCUGUACUCCUGUUUCUACCAGCAUUUUAUGAACAUUUCAUUUUCAAUCACCGCUGUGUGUGUUGAUAGUACAGUGUUUUCACAGUCAAGUCCACGUCCAUGACUGUCGGGUGAGGUUAAUGAGCUUCAAUAAUAGCAGUAAUUUAUGGUACCGUGUCAACAGACGAAGGCUGCGUAUGACUUGAUGCAGUGACAUGAGAGUGGUGUGCUGAACGUUCAUUCAUGCAGGAACGUUGGGAACGUCGAUGAGUAGGAGUAGAUUAUUUGAUCAAAAUGAAAGGGGAUAGACGUCAAUAACUCGAACUGGGUCACAGGAACAGCAGAGUCUAACGUCCUCUUGGGGAAGCCUUGCGACGGUGAGGUGCGACCGACAAAUACCUCGUCUGCUGUUUGGAAAUACGCCCGAGUGUGUGGGGUAAAAGCCCAAAUAACUCAGCCUGGAGACGGACUGUCGAACGUCAGGAAUUCUCCCACUCAUUACGGAUCAAAGUUGGAGCAUUUAUGCGUUGUGGUUUUUUCAGAGCUUCGAUGUUUUGUCGAGAGGGUUCAAGGGUAGAAAAGGCUAAGCUCUUACAGGCGAGGACCUAACUCCCACGAGUGAAACUUGAAGUCUUUGGUGAAAAACAAGUUAAGUGUUAUCGAAUUGGUUGUAUCAUAGGCUAAGGAAUUUGAUACCUUGGCCGCUAUAAACAAGGUAGAUUUGUUUGCAUAUUGCGCACUAGCCCCUAUUUUCUUGGUGACUGGUGAAUAUAAUGAAACGCACGUCAUUUUUCUGCUGAAAGCUUUUUUGUUUGGUUUGACGACUGGCGUGCAGCAGCGAGAGAGACGAGGUCAGAGGGUGAGAUUGCGCCCCGGAGUCCGACAAUCAGUGUGUGUGGAACGAUUGGUAUGCUUCACGCUGGUUGAUCUAAUUUUAAAAUCUCCAAACACCCGAGCCGAGAGCUGUGAUAACGAAAACAUGAAUGUGGUUGGAGUAGCCGGGCAGCAUCCGAACGCAAUGGCGGCGGUUGCGGGUAGCUGCACGGAGAGCGACAUUCGACAGAUUGAACGCUUCUUUAACAGUCUGAAAAGUCGGGUGUACGUCUGUCCCGCACUAGCCAAUCUGUACUUUACUACCUUACAGGAUAUGGCCAAUCUAGGUGGGUGGGAGCUACAGACGACAGGGUUCCCGACCCUUAUCUUUGAGAACAGGCAAAAUGAGCGGCGGCUACUGCUCUGCAUCGCCGAGAAGGGAACCGGCUUCGUGCAGUGGAAAGACGCCCUGACCCCGGACAGCAAAUACAAGUCACCUGAGACCAACUUCCACACGCUUAACGUAUCCGGGGACGCACUGAAACUUGCCGGCCUGAGCUUCGAUAACGAACAGGCCGCUGCCGAACUCAUGGACACCGUGAACUCAUGGAUGAACGAGAUAGCUCUGGACAGUGAGUCAAACUCCCGUAAGAAAAAGAAGAAACACAAGGAGCCCAAAAUAGUGCUACCGAAAAAGGAGACGAUAUCCCAACCCUGUCUGUUUGAACACAUCACUAAUUUGGAUCACGAUAAGUUUGUCAAGAGGAUGAUGGUGGCCGAUGAUAAUACCAUUGCACCACCACUGCAUUUUGGCGUGGUCCCUGAAAAUGGAGACACUUCGAAAAUGUUGGCGUACGCAGAGAGUACGUCUACGGAGGACUCUGGACUAGAUGAACUUCACGAAUGAGACUGAAUAUUGGAAAGCCAUUUUGAGACAUGGCAGGCAGCAAACGACACUUAUAGACCUAUUUGGUAAAUUUGUCUGUACACCAAAACCAAGCAGUGAACUCCUAUCUAAGUGUCCACCAUACCUCAAAAGGUCAAUUGAGAGCUGUAGGUUUUGGUAAAUAUGUCUGAUACACCAAAACCAAACAGUGUAAUCCUAUGAUGUCCACCAUUAUCUCUAUAGGCCUAUAGGUUUUGGUCAAUUUGUCUUUAUACACCAAAAUCAAACAGUGUGUAUGGCAUAAUCCUACAGUGUCCACACCAUGUCUCAAAAAGGUCAUUUUGAAAAAAACUCCACCCAAAGUGCCUGCCUAUAUUUUGCAAGAGUGCCCGAUUGUGUCUGAAAGAAUAUAAAGUGACAUGCGUUUGCGUUCGAAACUAUUUUGGAAAUGUCUGCAAGGUUCACUAAAGGAAAAGACGCAAAGAAACUUCACUUUUAGUUUGUGAAAACGGUUUUGCAAAAACCUGUCCUCGAUGUCGAUGCACCUGGAUAUUUUAAGCUACUUUGAAUACUUUGCUCUCUGUUGGAAUUUUUUCUCCCCAUAAUGGAGAACUUUAGAUCUGCCCCAGAGCUUUAACCACACACAGAGACCAAACUCGCCAAAAUUGGUUGUGAAAAGGAAAUAUGAUCACCCUUGUUACUGAAUACAAAUUAUAGUCGUUCCCUAGUGGUGCUUUAUGAACUUUUGUUAUCGUCCAUUGUGCCGAGUUAAACAGUGUGACAUGUAAACACUCCCUCCGUUGCAUUUUAUGGGUUUUUCUUUUUAUGGUUGGUGUUUUCAACAACAACAAUUCCAAAGGGUGUAUGUAAAAGAAGGUUUCCACAGUUUGGAAUGAGGAAGCUUUGGCUUCGUUUCCUAUCACUGUUUGGUAAGGUUACACAUUUACAUUUACGUCGUGGAUGAGUCACAAUUUUGAUUGUCAGCCCUUUUCACGAUUUGUUUUCAAGUGUAUGCAGAUUUAAGGGGAAAUAUUUUGAAUUGAAGAUAAGUGAUACAAGUUACAAAAUAAACAAUUGGUUUUUGGAACUUUUAGGAAUCCCAUUGAAGAAAGAACAAAUCUAUUCCUUAGUCCACAAACACCUCAAGACAAAACUCUUUCGUGGAGUAUUUUUUAGGAAAACGCAACCACGAACCAAGGACUAAAAAUGAAUGUUCAUGAUGACAUUUUUUUUUUCGUGAUGACAUUGUUUUUUCUUUCUUUCAUUUUGUUCCAUUUUCUUGUGUUGUUUUUUCCAUAAUUUAGUUUUGUUGUCAUGAUUUGUGUAUACAUGAUGAUGUACAUUGUGUUGUCAUAUACAAAGGUGCACUACAAAUUUGCAAAUACGUAAGUGCUCGCACUGCUAAUCAGGUAUCACACCUUAUGCAUUUUUUUUUAUACAAAGGUGCACUACAAAUUUGCAAAUACGUAAGUGCUCGCACUGCUAAUCAGGUAUCACACCUUAUGCAUUUUUUUUACGAGAAUCAAUUUUAAAAUAAUGAUAAUAAAACGAAAGCAAUAUAACAUUAACAAAAAUAUUAUCAAUAUAAUAACUUCAAUAAUAGGUGAUUUCAGGGUAAAAAUAAAUUCUGUCACUGUGGGUUCCACUAUAGUCUAUAGGCUACCACUUUAAUGUUGAUUAAUUCCAUACAUGGUUUUCCUGUGGUUACUGGAACACUGGAUUAAAUCUAAACACGGAGAUAUAAGUAGAAGUCAUCGUUUUAACCACAGCCCAAUGUGGUCAAGAUUUGGGGUCCCGUCUUCAGUGCAGUAAUGUCUUGCUUGUUGUUCACACGACUGUACUGUAUUACGUUACGAAAGUUAUCGAAACCCGCCUGGUAACAAUUUAUAAGUUUCAAUUGAUAAUAUUACACAGUCUGUCUUUCAGUUUAUAUGGUGAGUGCUUUGACAGAAUAUUUGUACCCAAUUAAAAUAAUUUUACAUUGUACGAAGUAUUACCUUUGAAUUUGACCCAUUGUAUGAUCGAAUCCUGAUGGAAUUAACUCACUCACAAUCUCUCCCAAAUGGAUGACAACAUUUGACAUUUUUUACCCGGUGCCAAAUACACACAUUUAAUGAUAAAAAUAGCAUACUACAGUAUAAAUUUACAAAGAUUUAAGAAAAGUAAGAGAUAAUUUUCAAAUUCGCAUUUUUCCCAAAAACUUUUUGUUUUUCAAAUAUUUAUCUCUAAAUCACAAUUUAUGAUGAUUUUGCAUCUUUCAAGUCAACGGGAAUACGUGCAAAUUUAAAAGUACAGACUUGUCGGGUGGAAAGUACAUCGUGGAUCUAGUUCAUAAUUUAUCACACAUUUUAUUAUGCUCUCUCUCUCUCCUAUAUAAUUAUUUUAUUACUAAAAGCAUUAUACAACUUUAGGCCUAAUUAUUAAUGAGAUGUGCAUUGAAAACCUUUCACUUAUUGUUUACAGAGUAUAGCAUUAAUUUGUAAUAAGCAUAUCUGGGAGUUCAUGGAUGUUGCCGUUUAUAGCAAUUGUUAUUAGCCACAAAAAGUUACUGGUACAGUUGACAGCAAAAGGACACGCAGUUAAGCGUUGAAAAGCUGACAGAUUCUAAGAAAAAUGUGACGUGUCACCAUUGGUGACAGUAUGAUACAUUAAGGUGGUGCUGAAACAUGACAUAAAUACUUGUAGGCUCUACGUCGGUUGAAUAGACGUUGCAUCACGUACCCUUAUAAAGCAUGACGACACCAUAUUAGUCUGGUUCCACGUGCACAUUUCAAUCCUGAAUAACGAAUGUCAUCAUACCAAAAAGGGCUCUGGCUUUCCGGUUAGGGGCAAAAUGUCAAAAAAUUGUUCAGGACAAAAAUGGUGCAUAAAAUAGCACAGUAAAAGCUUGCCUAGCGGAAACAGGUUUACCGGCUUAAAUACCACGCAGUGUGUAUUGUUUGUGUCUGUUUCCCCCCCCCCCUUUUUUUUUUGCUCAGCUGAAUAGAGCAACUUUCUGCUCUACCUAUUUAUGAAUUUGGCCAAGCCUGUAAACACAUGACGCUUUUUGUGCCACAUAGUCGACUUCAUUGUAUUGAAAAGGUGUACUAUACUUCAUUAUCGUAUAAUGCAAUCGCACACUUUUCUCUGAAACCAACGUGUUAUGGUGUUCAUUUUGGAAUUGUUGGAACACAACACAUUAUUCAAACGUGCAUGCAGUUUAGUGCAAAUUCAACAGAGUAAACUGAGUGGGCUAAUUUUUCCUAUCAUUUGGUACAAGUGGAUUCAUUCAAUGGUUUAUUAAAAUUCUAUUAAAUUCGCUGCCAGCAGCAGAAUUACAUGAACAGUUACAUAGUUAAAAAUUUGGAGUAAAACAUUACAUUACUAUUUAAAAUUGCCUAAAUCUUACACAGAAAAACUGAGAGGGAGAAGUACUGUACCCUCCUAUAGGGAGGAGAACAGUUACUUAAAAUUAAUUAAUUAAACAUAUGAGUAAAACAUUACAAACAAAAUUAAAAUGGCAUAUAAACUAUUACACUCUAAAACGGAGAUUAUUUAGAAAAUAGUUCACUCUCAAUGGGAGGGAUUUAAAGUCAAUCCAAAGGACCGCAGUCAGGGACCAAUCCACUUCAUGCACCAAAAAUAAAACAGUGGCACUGAAAAAUGAAAUGUUUACCCCUAAAUCCAAAAUGGACCGGUCUCCAACUGCAAUCCCCCAGACCAAUCUUUCAAUAAAAGCAUGGCAAGAAUAUCAAUACAAACAUCAACCUCCAAAAGAUUUCACGUAGGGAGUAACAAAAACAAAUGCAAACAAAAAACAAUAGGCCAAAUUGAAGUAAACAAAAAACAAAAAGCUGAUUAAGACAAUCAUUUAAAAUCAAACAUGGCACGAAAACAUAAAUAGAUACAAAAAAGGUUUAGUAAUUAUCAUUCCACUUCUUAGUCGCUUGGUCUUGCAGAUUGGUAGAGAGAAUUUAUUCUGAUUUCUAAGAUUGAACGGCUUUCAGAGAAAUACUUUAUUAUUAU
Asterias rubens (European starfish) is the source of this 6223-nucleotide messenger RNA. RefSeq lists its product as uncharacterized. The transcript is spliced from 2 exons. The coding region runs from base 1499 to 2239 and encodes 246 amino acids. The record is from RefSeq and is a predicted model, not a curated record. Lineage: Eukaryota; Metazoa; Echinodermata; Asteroidea; Forcipulatida; Asteriidae.